Molecule: messenger RNA, 204 nt
Organism: Colletotrichum gloeosporioides
Lineage: Eukaryota; Fungi; Ascomycota; Sordariomycetes; Glomerellales; Glomerellaceae
Exons: 2
Coding region: 1-204 (67 amino acids)
Source: RefSeq, a predicted model, not a curated record
AUGGACCCCGGAGUCUCCUCCGAAGAGACGCCCCUGCGCCGCCGUCUGUCCGGAUUGCUUGCGUUGAUUACAUUGGUCUACCACGAAAGAUCACCUCCCAUCGCCGCAUCGAAUACCGCGAUACCUGCCGCGACAGCCAUCGCCCAAGCCUCCAACCCGCGAUCUAGCCUUGUCAAUUUCUAUCGCAGCUUUUCGUCCACUUGA